AUGGCCGCCGCCGCCGCCAUGUUCUCCCAGCUCUCCGGCAAGUUCGCCAAGUUCGUCUGCGGAGUUUCGUCGUCUCCGACGACGACGCCAGACGAUGACGACGACGACCGCCGCAGCCACAGGGCUGAGCUGCGUUCUUUUCUCCUCCUCUCCCCGUCGUCCCCCGAAAGACGGCCUCGGCGGCGGUCGUCCUCCUCAUCGCCGCCGUCUGUCUCCGUCCGGACGGAGGCGCCGGUGGACGAUGACGACCCCGCCACCACCAACAAUGUCACGGUGCCGUCCCUAGCCGAGGUGAGCACGGAGCAUGGCGGCCACGAGGAGGAGGAGGAGUCGGCGACCAUCCCGUGCCUUGCGUUCGCGUCGGAGCAUGGGUACAAGGUCUUCUCCCUCGCCGACAUGCGCAUGCUCGACGUCGACGUGCGGGCAAUGCCUCCGGUGCCCGGGCGUCGGCUCUUGCCGUCCCCGCGCGGCGGGACGGUGCUGGCCACGGACGUGUGCUACAGGCACCCGUGCCACCUCGCCGACCCCUUCACCGGCUCGCGCGCGCCGCUGCCGGACCUGCCCAUCCCGUUCUCGGAGAAGGAGCCCGUGGACUGCCACCGCGACGACGAGCCGCGCCCGCAGCGCUGCGCGCGCGUCACCGACGACGGGCUCGCGUGGGACUGGUCCCCGCGCGGCGUCAUGGUGGCCCGCGGCGACACGGCCUUCUUCUGCGAGCACGGCGGCGGCGGCGGCGGCGAGCGGCGGUGGACGCCGGUGCACCAGUCGCGGCUCGGCUCGCACAUGACGGUGAACUACCGCGGCGGGCUCUUCUUCGUCCUCGAGCGGCGCACGCUGGAAACCACGGUCAUCGACGCCGGCACGCUGCGAGCCCGCGCGAGGAUCCCGGCGCCGCCGGGCUUGGACUUGCACUUGGGCGGCGACGUCGACGGCGCCUACUUGGCGCCCUCGGCUGACGACGCGAUCCUCCUGGUGCGCCGCGCCGGAGAGGACAGCCGCGGCGUGCUCUUCACCGAGGCGUACCGCGCGAAGCACAGGGGCAGCCGGAGGCCGCCGAGGUGGAGGCCCGUGCACGACAUCGGUCACCGCGCCGUGUUCGUCGACGGCGCGCAUGGGUUCACAGUCACCGCCGGCCCGGCGGGGGCCAAGGCGAACCGCGUGUACGUGAUCCUCGCCCACCGGGUGACGCGCCCGUGCGGGCGCCUGGCCGUCGCGUACGACGUCGGCUUCUCCGACCUUGUGAGGCCGGGGCGCAUGGGGCGGAUGAAGCUAAACGCCGGCGAGGUUGAGCGGAUGUGGGGCCAGCCGCACUGGAUCAUACCUAGGGAUGGAUCGGAUCGUCGUCAAGGAUCCAUUAACUAAUAAUACUGUUUAUUAUAGGUAGUUACAUUAGUUUACAUACUACUAUUUGUACGUAAAAUAUUUUUUUGAAGCAUUAGAGGAAAUAAUAUGGGUUUGCCAAACAAAAUACUUUGAUUCAAAAGUUUCUUUUUA
This is a messenger RNA of Sorghum bicolor (sorghum), 1494 nucleotides long. RefSeq lists its product as uncharacterized. The transcript has a single exon. Bases 1 to 1362 code for a protein of 453 amino acids. NCBI's taxonomy places the organism in Eukaryota, Viridiplantae, Streptophyta, Magnoliopsida, Poales, Poaceae. The record is from RefSeq and is a predicted model, not a curated record.